AUGGCGUUGUUAUUUGCAAAGCAGCCCUAUAAGAAAAGUUUUCUCCUUGUGUUUGGUUGCUUGAUUUUGUCCGUGUUUUCCACUAUUCCUGAACACACAAAACUUGCCUCUGGUUGUCUCUUCAUUUUGGAAUUUGUCAUGAUUGUUGUCUUUGGUUUGGAAUUUAUUAUUCGUAUCUGGUCUGCUGGAUGCUGUUGUCGAUACCGAGGAUGGCAAGGAAGACUGCGCUUUGCAAGGAAACCGUUCUGUGUAAUAGACAUCAUUGUUCUCAUCGCUUCAAUAGCAGUUGUUUCUGCAAAAACUCAGGGUAACAUUUUUGCAACAUCAGCACUGAGAAGUCUUCGUUUCCUACAGAUCCUUCGUAUGGUGCGCAUGGACCGAAGAGGAGGCACUUGGAAAUUAUUAGGUUCAGUAGUUUAUGCACAUAGCAAGGAAUUAAUCACGGCCUGGUACAUAGGAUUUUUAGUACUCAUCUUUUCAUCUUUCCUGGUUUAUCUGGUGGAAAAAGAUGCAAAUAAUCAGUUCUCCACAUAUGCAGAUGCUCUCUGGUGGGGCACAAUCACAUUGACAACCAUUGGCUAUGGAGACAAAACCCCUCUUACUUGGCUUGGAAGGUUGCUUUCUGCAGGAUUUGCUCUACUUGGCAUUUCUUUCUUUGCACUACCUGCUGGCAUCCUUGGCUCAGGAUUUGCAUUAAAAGUGCAGGAACAGCAUCGCCAGAAACACUUUGAGAAAAGAAGGAAUCCAGCUGCCAGUCUAAUUCAGGUAAAUAUGAAACCAGCUUCUUGGCGGUUUUAUUCUACCGACACCAGCCGAACAAACCUGACUGCCACCUGGCGAUAUUAUGAAAGUAUUCUUCCUCCCCUCAGUCAAAAGUUAAGUUUCAAGGAGCGGGUCCGGAUGGCCAGCCCACGAGGUCAGAGCAUAAAGAACAGGCAGUCAUCAGUCGGAGAUCGCCGGUCCCCGAGUGCCGACGUUGCCACUGAUGGCAGCCCCACCAAGGUCCAGAAGAGCUGGAGUUUCAAUGACCGCACCCGCUUCAGGCCGUCGCUGCGGCUGAAGAGCUCCCAGCCCAAACCUGUGGUUGAUGCUGACACCAGUCUUGGAACAGAUGAUGUUUAUGAUGAUAAAGGGUGCCAGUGUGAUGUGUCAGUAGAAGAUCUCACUCCUGCUCUUAAAACUGUCAUCAGAGCAAUCAGAAUUAUGAAAUUUCAUGUUGCAAAGAGAAAGUUUAAGGAAACACUUCGUCCAUAUGAUGUCAAAGAUGUCAUUGAACAGUAUUCAGCGGGUCAUCUAGACAUGUUGUGCAGGAUCAAGAGUCUUCAGUCACGUGUUGACCAAAUUCUUGGGAAAGGACAAAUCACUGCAGAUAAAAGAAGUAGAGAAAAGAAUACAGCAGAGAAUGAGACAACUGAUGACCUCAGUAUGUUAGGGCGUGUAGUCAAGGUGGAGAAACAGGUACAAUCCAUUGAGUCAAAACUGGACUGCCUGUUAGAUAUUUAUCAACAAGUUUUACGAAAAGGAUCUGCAUCAGCACUCACUUUGGCUUCAUUUCAGAUGCCACCUUUCGAAUGUGAGCAGACUUCUGAUUAUCAAAGUCCAUCCGAUAGCAAAGAUUUGUCUAACUCUGCACAAAUUAGUGGAUGUGUAUCCAGAUCAGCUAGUGCCAAUCUGCCUCGUGGCCUACAGCUAAUACUGACACCAAAUGAAUUUAGCACUCAGGCUUACUAUGCUAUUAGUCCAGCUAUGCAUAGUCAAGCAACGCAAGUGCCAAACGAUGGACACGCAACAGUUAACAACACAUCAAACCAAAUAAACCAGGCAACUAAGCCAGCAACUCCAACAACGCUGCAAAUACCACCUUUCUCAUCAGUGAAGCAUAUCAGUAGGCCUGAGCCCGUUCAUAUUAUUCCUGUAACCACACAGGAAAAUAUUUCUGAUGUCACCGCUUGCCUUGUUGCAUCAAAGGAUAACGGACAAGUCGCUCAGCCCAGCGCAACCAAGGAUCUCACAUGGAGAAAAGGACUGGAUACAGAAGGGGAACCUUUGCUCUCAGUUAAACCUGUGGUGCAAAUGGAUUUAGGAAAAUCUUUAUCUAUACAAAACCUUAUACAAUCAACAGAAGAACUGAAUGUACAGAUUACUGGCAGUGACUCCAGUGGUUCAAGAGGUAGCCAAGAUGUAUACUCCAAAUGGAGGGAGUCAAAAUUAUUUAUAACUGAUGAAGAGUUGGAGACAGAGGCAGGAACAGAGACUACUGAAGCCAUCUCUCGCCCACUAGUGGAAACAACUCUCUCCACUGACUCUCUAAGGACUGGAAUAUCAAGAUCAUCUCAAAGCAUUUGCAAGCCAGGGGACGGUACAGAAGCACUCAGUCUGCUCCAUGUCAAACUUAAAUAACAGCUUGUAGGCUUUCUUCAUUGGCUGAGUCAUUCCUCUAGUCAUACAUAUCAUAGCAUGAACUAUUUUGAAAGCCUUUUUAAUGAGAUAAAAUCACAAAAACAGGAUGAAUCUGAAAAGCAGUUGAAUGAGCCCAUAUCUUCUAGUUGCAUGAAAAUGCAUGUUCAAGUGAUGGCUAAAAUUCAGAUUUAUACCUACAGUAUGGCAGCCUUUCGUGUAGUACAGUAGGUUUAAAUAAUGAAUUGCCUACAAAGCUAAUGCUGCAGGAUGUAUCAAAAAGCAAAAAUUUGAGCAUUUAGACCUAGUGCCGUUUCCACAGGGCGAAAGUAAAAAUUGUAAGAUUUAAAGCACUUUGCUUCUGAACUAAUUAAAUAUAUAUAUAUAUAUGUCCUGAUUUAGAUGAUAGUUUAUGUUUACAACAAAGAAUUAUCUACAGCUGCUAGCAAGGUACCAAGGAAAUCAGAUAUACGGGAUUAGAAAUAGCUGCCAGUUGCAAGAUACACACAUUAGCUCAUCAGUAAUCAAUUAUUUUUAACUCUGAAAAGCAGUAUGUUAAUAUAUCCAUCUGAUUUUUGAUGAUUUAGUGUUGUGGCAAAGUACCUGACACACCACUACUAUCACAUUGUUCUUUGCAAUGAGAAUGUUUUAUUGUUAUGAAAGGUUUGUAUUCUAAGCGUCAGGGCUGGCCUCAGAAAUGGAUAAUUUGAGUGACUGCACUAUGAAUGCAAGGGAAUCUCUCCUUUUUCCAGACUCACUGGGGAACCGUCUUGUGCAUCUGAAACAUUUUGGCAGCGGUAUGUGAGGCAAAGAUGCAGGCACUGCCUUCUUUGUAGAAGCAGUAUUUCAUUCAUUUGAAAAUCUGACUGUCUUCAUUGCGGUCACAACCUGAUGCCAUGACAGUAGUUUGUGAGGCUGGAGAGUGAGGAAAAAAGAGGGACUGAAAUACAGAGUGAAACUAAAGAUGACAAAACAGGGAAGAGGGAAAGACAACACAAUCGAUGAAGAAAAAGGAAUAAAGAUUGAGAUGGGCAGGAAGGGAAAUGAUCCCAGAAAAUAAAAGAAGGAAGGUAAAGAGAGAAAAAUAUAUAUUUUUUAAAUUCCAGCCUGUUAGUCACAGAUAGUGAGUGCUAUUUCCAAAAAAGCCAUUGGAGGCAACCAGAAAUGGAAAUGGAAGUAGGAAGACAACCUUAACUGAAAAAAAUUGAAGGCAGUUGUUUUGCUUGGGUUUU
Messenger RNA from Phasianus colchicus (ring-necked pheasant), 3629 nucleotides. Lineage: Eukaryota; Metazoa; Chordata; Aves; Galliformes; Phasianidae. The record is from RefSeq and is a predicted model, not a curated record.